Molecule: messenger RNA, 1490 nt
Organism: Bombyx mori (domestic silkworm)
Lineage: Eukaryota; Metazoa; Arthropoda; Insecta; Lepidoptera; Bombycidae
Exons: 7
Coding region: 78-998 (306 amino acids)
Cellular component (GO): cytosol
Molecular function (GO): L-galactose dehydrogenase activity
Source: RefSeq, a predicted model, not a curated record
UGUUAUCACGAGUGACGUAGCCGGAUCAGUCGUGAGCAGGCAGCGUACGAGAGAUCGCGUCUCCGCAAUCAUUCAACAUGAGGUAUAACGAGCUCGGUACAACCGGUAUCAAAGUUUCUCACAUUAGUGUUGGAAGUGCCGCUUUCAGCAAUAUCUAUGGGAAAUAUGACGAGAAAAGAAGCCUGGAGCUCAUUAAAGAAAGCUUGAAUCUCGGUAUCAACUAUCUGGAAACCGGACCCUGGUACGGUCAGGGCAGCUCCGAAAAGGUCAUUGGGAAGGCUUUAGUUGGAGUUCCCCGUGAUUCGUAUUACAUCGGGAGUAAAGUCGGCCGCUACGACAAGGACACUCUAAAGAUGUUUGACUUUUCUGCAGAGAAAACAGCAGCUGGUCUUGACAAUACUCUUUCACUACUCGGCUUAGACUAUGUCGAUCUGAUCCAGGUACAUGAUAUAACUUUUGCUCCGGACACUUCGGUUGUACUCAAAGAGACGUUGCCAGUGUUGGAGCAAGCCGUGAGAGAUGGAAAAGCUCGCUUCAUUGGGAUCGCUGACUAUGAUAUCGACUUGAUGAAGGAAGUAGUAGAGGAGUCGGAAGUCAAGAUAUCAACCAUACUCUCUUAUUCGAAGUCCACGCUCUUCGAUAAUCGCUUACAGAACUAUAUUAGCUUCUUCAAGAGUAAGGGCGUUGGGGUUAUUAAUGCAGCUGCAACUGGAAUGGGUCUGCUGACGAACAAAGGUCCCCAGCCAUGGCAUCCAGCCAGUGAUGAUAUCAAGGCUAUAUGCAGACGGGCUUCUGAUUACUGCAAGGAACGUAAGGUGGAACUGGCUCGCUUGGCGACCUGGUUUACAUUGAACCAGCCUGGAAUAGACACAAACAUUUGUGGUUUCUUCAACCUGGAUCAACUGUACGACACUGUCGAGGUUAUGGAUACAGGACUCUCUGAGCACGAGUCUAGGAUCCUGAGUCAAGUGCAAGCGAGCAUAACGACGCUUGAAUAAAAUUGAAACGACAAUUUAAAAAUUACAGGUUCUUCGACAAAGAUACAUUACAUUGGGACAACGUCGAGCUGCCGUUGUAUAAAAACAAACUUAAUGAAUUAUCAAAGAAAUGAUUUUCCUUAUGUGUUGUUUAGAUAUUUUGUUUGUAUCUUUUUUGAUUUUUAAUUUUAACAAUAGCUUAUAUUCCACCUUAUUAUUUAGAAUUGUAUGCUUAGUGCUUUGAAUAUUUAAAAAUACUGAAUGUGUGAAAAACCUACGUAUUUUGAAAUUUGAAAAUAAAUUGCUUGAUUCUUAUGUAAUAGCUAUUAAUAGAUUGUUUCCCUAUAGACCUAUGAAUUGCUAAAAAAUUCAGUAACAAACACUUAUAUUACGUGAAUGACAUUAAUGCACUUUAAGAUCUGUCUCAGAGUUUUAGAAAUGUAGAAGUAGUACUUAAUUGAACUUACUAGGAACGUUCUUUAAAUUACAUAAAAUAAAUGUGAUUCCAACCAA